Merops nubicus (carmine bee-eater) is the source of this 786-nucleotide messenger RNA. RefSeq names its product putative P2Y purinoceptor 10. Gene Ontology annotation, molecular function: G protein-coupled receptor activity. Gene Ontology annotation, biological process: positive regulation of Rho protein signal transduction; phospholipase C-activating G protein-coupled receptor signaling pathway. NCBI's taxonomy places the organism in Eukaryota, Metazoa, Chordata, Aves, Coraciiformes, Meropidae. The transcript has a single exon. The record is from RefSeq and is a predicted model, not a curated record. The annotation marks the transcript as partial. Gene Ontology annotation, cellular component: membrane.
CUGGCCCACGUCCUCUCGCUGCCCCUGCGAAUAUACUACUACAUCAACCACACGUGGCCUUUUGGGAGGUUCCUCUGCUUGCUGUGCUUCUACCUGAAGUACCUCAACAUGUACGCCAGCAUCUGCUUCCUCACCUGCAUCAGCAUCCAGAGGUAUUUCUUCCUCUACCAGCCGUUCAAAGCCAAGGACUGGAAGCGCCGCUACGACGUGGCCAUCAGCGCCCUGGUCUGGCUCUUCGUGGGGUUGGCCUGCUUGCCCUUCCCCAUCAUGCGCAGCUACGGCCUGGAUAAAAACCAAAACACCUGCUUUGCAGACCUCCAAGUGUGGCAGAUCAAGAACCAAGUGGCCACCGUGGUGAUGACGGGCGCGGCGGAGCUCUUGGGGUUCAUCGGCCCCCUCGUCAUCAUCUUGUUCUGCACUUGGAAAACCAAAGACUCUCUCCGUGGCUUCCAGAUCCCCCUGCAGAACAGCGGCGAGAGGAGGAAGGCUUUGAGGAUGGUUUCCAUGUGUGCCGUCGUGUUCUGCGUGUGUUUUGCACCCUACCACAUCAACUUCUUCUUCUACAUGCUGGUGAAAGAGAACGUCAUCACGGACUGCUUCCUGAGCAGCGUCACGCUCUACUCCCAGCCCUUCUGCCUCAGCCUGGCCAGUCUGGACUGCUGCUUGGAUCCCAUCCUCUAUUUCUUUAUGACUUCAGAGUUUCAGGACCAGAUCACGAGGCACAGCAGCAUGGUCAUCAGGAGUCGGCUCAUGAGCAAAGAGAGCGGCUCGUCGAUUAAGGAAUGA